AUGAUUUCACACGCGAGCCACGCGAUCCUUAUCAGAGUUCCCCAUUUUACGUGCCGUGUCGGAAACCUCGGUCCCAAAUUACUUGCGAAAGUCUCAGCACGGCCAAAGACCUUCCAUUUCCUCAAGCCUUCUUCUUCGAAGCUCCAAAAACCGUCUUUGUUCUCCACUGCUAGACUCAUGGGCUCACUCUCUGCGUUGAAAGGCCCUUUAGAUUAUCCAAUCGCUCGACGAGAUGAAUCCGUAGUUGACGAUUACCAUGGCGUUAAGGUUGUUGACCCUUAUCGUUGGCUUGAAGAUCCUGACGCUGAGGAAGUGAAGGAUUUUGUUCAGAAACAGGUUAAAUUAACUGAAUCGGUGCUUGAAAAGUGCGAGGCAAAGGAUAAGCUUCGCAAUAAAAUUACCAAGCUUUUUGAUCAUCCGCGGUAUGAGGUCCCCUUCAAGCGAGGCAAAAAGUAUUUCUAUCACCAUAAUACUGGUCUUCAAGCCCAAAGUGUCCUUUACGUCCAGGAUAGUUUGGAUGGAGAAGCUGAGGUAUUGCUUGACCCGAAUUCGCUUAGUGAGGAUGGAACCGUGUCGUUGAGCUCAUUAUCUGUGAGUGAGGAUGCUAAGUACUUGGCAUACGGGCUUAGUUCCAGUGGCAGUGAUUGGGUGACAAUUAAAGUGAUGCGAGUUGAUGAUAAAUCAGCUGAGCCUGAUACUUUAUCAUGGGUGAAGUUUUCUGGUAUAAGUUGGACCCAUGAUAGCAAAGGAUUUUUCUAUAGUCGUUAUCCGGCACCCAAAGAGGGGGAAGGUGUCGAUGCUGGAACGGAGACCGAUUCUAACCUUAAUCAAGAGUUGUACUAUCAUUUUCUUGGUACGGAACAAAGUGAAGAUAUUUUAUGCUGGAAAGAUCCUGAAAAUCCUAAGCACUUUGUGGGAGGUAGUGUCACUGAUGAUGGAAAGUAUCUUCUCCUAACUAUUGGCGAGAGCUGUGACCCUGUCAAUAAACUAUAUUAUUGUGAUAUGUCCUCGCUCGAUGAAGGUCUUGAGGGUUUCAAGAAAAAGAACAGUCCUCUCCCGUUUGUUAAGUUAAUCGAUACAUUUGAUGCACAAUAUGAAGCUAUUGCUAAUGAUGGCACAGUUUUUACUUUCCUUACCAAUAAAGAUGCCCCCAAAUAUAAAGUAGUUCGAGUAGAUCUGAAGGAACCAAGUAACUGGUUUGAUGUCAUCCCAGAGGCUGAGAAGGAUGUGCUUGAAUCAGCAUAUGCUGUAAAUGUUAAUCAAAUGAUUGUCAGUUACCUGAGUGAUGUGAAGUAUGUGCUGCAAGUAAGAGAUUUAAAAUCAGGAUCAGUGCUGCAUCAGUUGCCAAUCGACAUUGGGACUGUUAAUGGGAUUUCGGCACGGAGAGAAGACAGUGUGGCUUUUAUUGGUUUUACCAGCUUUCUUACUCCGGGUAUAGUAUACCAGUGCAAUCUAGGCACCGAGGUACCAGAGAUGAAGAUAUUCCGUGAAAUUAGUGUUCCUGGAUUUGACCGCUCAGAGUUUGAAGUCAAUCAGGUAUUUGUUACAAGUAAGGAUGGUACCAAGAUCCCAAUGUUCAUUGUGGGUAGGAAGAAUACUAAUUUGGAUGGGUCACACCCUUGUUUGCUGUAUGGAUAUGGUGGAUUUAACAUUAGUCUCACACCAACGUUCAGUGUGAGUCGUAUUGUACUUACAAGGCAUCUGGGUGCUUUUUACUGCGUUGCCAACAUUAGAGGUGGGGGAGAAUAUGGAGAGGAAUGGCAUAAAGCUGGUGCUCUUUCCAAGAAGCAAAAUUGCUUUGAUGACUUUAUUUCUGCUGCCGAGUAUCUUAUAUCUGCUGGCUAUACUAGGUCUGAAAAGUUGUGUAUUGAAGGUGGAAGCAACGGUGGGCUUCUCGUUGGGGCUUGCAUAAACCAGAGACCGGAUCUUUUUGGUUGUGCUUUGGCUCAUGUUGGUGUGAUGGACAUGCUGCGAUUUCACAAGUUCACCAUUGGCCAUGCAUGGAUGUCGGAUUAUGGAUGUUCUGACAAGGAGGAAGAGUUUCACUGGCUAAUCAAGUACUCACCGCUGCAUAAUGUACGAAGACCAUGGGAACAACAUCCUGAUCAAUCAUUGCAGUACCCGCCUACUUUACUAUUGACUGCUGAUCAUGAUGAUCGAGUCGUGCCAUUACACUCAUUGAAAUUCUUGGCAACAUUGCAAUAUGUUUUGUGCACAAGCUUAGAGAAGAGCCCCCAGACCAACCCAAUUAUUGGUCGCAUUGAAUGCAAGGCUGGACAUGGAGCUGGACGCCCAACGCAGAAAAUGAUCGAUGAAGCUGGUGACCGAUAUGGAUUCAUGGCCAAGAUGUUGGGUGCAUCUUGGAUUGAGUAGCUUUUUUUGAUGGAAAAGCUAGGAUUGUUGGUCUGCUUGCUCCGACUGCAGAAUUCUAUUUUCUUAUCUCAUGCCUUUAUACUGGGGAUCAAGCAAAGAUAAACUUGCCCUUUCCCUUGUUCAAUGAGGAAUUAUUGCUUACAAAAGAGAUUUUUGCUUUCAUUUUUUUUACUGGAUUAUAAAGAAAAUACUUUCACCA
Hibiscus syriacus is the source of this 2572-nucleotide messenger RNA. Its product is annotated as prolyl endopeptidase-like. The transcript is spliced from 12 exons. Gene Ontology annotation, biological process: proteolysis. Bases 1 to 2373 code for a protein of 790 amino acids. NCBI's taxonomy places the organism in Eukaryota, Viridiplantae, Streptophyta, Magnoliopsida, Malvales, Malvaceae. The record is from RefSeq and is a predicted model, not a curated record. Gene Ontology annotation, cellular component: cytosol. Gene Ontology annotation, molecular function: serine-type endopeptidase activity; oligopeptidase activity.